AUGAGUAAUAUUAAUAUUAUAACAAAUUAUUCAGCUGAAGAUAUAGAACGAAUAAUUGAUAAUUUUUAUUCUCCAACAUGUCAAUUAUCUAUUGAACAACGUCAGCAAUUGAAUACUAUUCUUGAAAAUUUACAAUAUUCAACAUUAGCAUGGGAUUUUUCAUGGAAAUUAUUAGAUAUAAAUAAAUCUACAAGUGUACAAUUCUUCGGUGCUGUUGCUCUUUGUAAUAAAAUUUCAAAAAAUUUAUCGGAAUUAGAUAAUAAUCAAAUUCAACAAUUAUUUCAACAACUUAUUCAACGAUUAAUUUUCUAUAUUUCAAUUCAUGCGAAACAAAUUAUAACAAAAUUAACUGUCGCUUUAGAUCACUUAAUUUUGCAUAUGAUACCAGACAAAUGGACUAAUGGUAUAACGGCAAUUAUUAAUCUAUUUACACAAUCACAAAAUGAAUUUUUAAUUCAACAUCCUGAAAAAGCACAUCUAAUUGUAUUAAAUAUUUUAACUAUACUUCCAGAAGAAUUUUCACGUAUUAAUGUAUCUAAAUCUCAGCGUUCUUUAAUUCGACUUGAACUUGAAAAAGAAUUUCCUAAUGUUCUUAAUUAUUUACAAUUUAUUAUUUCAACUUAUAAUCAAAUAGAAAUUCUUAGUAAAAUUUUUUCUUGUUUAUCAAAAUGGCUUGAAUUUGGUAUAUCAAUACUUAAAAUUGAAAUACUUUUUGAAUAUUUAUUUAAUUCAUUAAAUAAUGAAUAUUUAUUUGAUGAUGCUUGUGAUUGUCUUAGUGUUCUAUUUACUUCACCUGAUGCAUUAAAAUAUCCAUCGACAUUUUCUCAUCUUUUACCAUAUGUUAUACAAUUUGAAACAAUACUUGAUCAAUGUUUAACAAUAGGAAAUAAAGAAAAAGCUGAAUAUAUUACAAAAUUAAUAACACAAUUUGGUGAAAAUCUUGUACAACUUAUUGUUCAAAUGUCAAUGACAACAAAUUCACAAUCACAAAUAGUUUCACAUAAUUUUUGUCGUCUUGUUAUGAAAUGUACUGAAAUAAAAGGACAAUAUCCAAUUGAAGAAACAUGUUCAAUAUUAACAUUUAAUUUUUGGAAUGCAUUAGAAGAAGAAAUUAAUUCAAUUAAUGAAAAAACGAAUCAAGAAAUUCUUUUAGAAGUUUUUCAUCCAUAUUUUGAACAUUUAAUUGAAGUAUUAAUAUCUAAAGGAAAAUUACCAGAUAAUGAGAAUAUAUUUACUUAUGAAGAUAAAGAAUCAUUUCGAUGUUAUCGUGCAGAUAUAAUAGAUACAAUGCUAUGUUGUAUUCUUCGUGAUCUUGAUUCUAUUCUUCAAAUGAUUGUUAAACAAUAUGCUGAUAAUAUUCAAGUAACAGAAGUAUGUAGAAUAUUCUUUAUUGAUUUGAUUGUUAAUUUUUGUAUUUUGAAGAAAAUUUGUGAAAUUCUUUCACGAAUCGUAACAAUAUUACGAGAAUCAAGUAGUUUAGUAUUAAAUAUAUUUAUUCAACUUUUACAAAAUAUGGGACGAAAUAUAUUACAUGUAGAAUUUUUAAAUUUUGUUCGAAAUAUACUUCUACUCUUUUCAAAAGACAUAGACAAACCAGUUUUAAAUCUUUUUCUUAUUGUUCUUCAAAAAUUUCGAUGUCUAUUUAAUGGAGAUAUGCAAUGGUUAAAAAAUCAUGUUGACAUGGUAGAAGAUGUUGCUAAUUUCUUUAGUCAAGUCAUUAAAAAAUUACCAAAUAUUAUACAUCAAUGUCCUGAUGAAGAAUUUAUUCUAUUUAUCGAAUUAAUAAAAAAUGGUAUUCAAUUACAUGAACCAGGAACAUUAAAAAGUAUAUCAACAUUUACUUCUAAUUUUAUUGAAUAUACAAAAUCAGAUCAACGUACAAUAAAUCUUCUACAACAAAAUGGUUUUGAAAUAGUUCAAAUUCUUUUACAGUGUAUUGGUGGUGCAAGUCCUCAUCAUCUUAUUGAAAGUUUAUCAUUACCUCUUUUUACUCUGUCAAAAUCCUAUAUUGAUUGGACAACAUCUUGGAUUCAACAAUGUUUAAAUAAUCCAAAUUUCCCAACAUCAUCUGCUAAACGUCAUCAUCGUGAAACUUUAUUGAAAGUAUUAACAGCUAAACAAACAAGUCGCUCAAGUUUCAAAGAUCAUGUUAAUACAUUUUCACUAGCAUGUCGUGAACCAAUAUCUAAAGAAAAUUAUUUAUCAUGA
Messenger RNA from Rotaria sp. Silwood2, 2208 nucleotides. Lineage: Eukaryota; Metazoa; Rotifera; Eurotatoria; Philodinida; Philodinidae. The record is from the annotation of a GenBank genome assembly.